UGGCACAUUGUCAAAAUGCUCAACCGUUGUUUUCUUAAUCCUUACCUAUGGGCUGAAAUAUGUGCCACCAGAAACUGAAUUUGAAUCAUUUAUAUUUGAAUUUGAAUUUAUUAGUUUGGAACUGAAGUCCAAUAAAAUUGGAUCCUCAAUGAAAAUUCAACUCUCUCUACAUAUUCACAUUCAGUUCUCACAAUUCAAAUUCAGUUCUCAAAAUUCAAUUUCAAGUUACUGUGACAGACAUCCGGGUAGUUGAAGGAUGCAGAAUGAGCAAUCGAGCGCAGACACACAGGACUCCUCUUCGGCCAAUCAGCACCUAUGUUUUUUAAGCACAGUAUGCUUUCUACCCGCCAUAAAAACGGAGAACUCGCCUUGCCUUGACUGGAGUGAGAAUGGAUUCGGCUGGGACAAAUACGAACAUUGUCAUUCAGGAGUGCUUGGCCAGACUGAGGGAAAGACUGCAGUGUGCCCUCAACAACAACCCUCCUGAUCUUGACUAUUUAGAAUAUAUAGUUACCCAAGAGAGGACCUUCAUAGAUGCAAUGGAGAAUGUAGCUCUGCCUAAUGAUAUAUGUGAAACCCUCCAUCAACUGAGCAGUUUGUUUGACUUGCGGAAUAAACCUCCCCCCUCAAUAUCUGUGGUGAGGAGUAUAGGUCCCCAUGGACGUUUAAGACUACAGGUCACAGAGGACCACCUCCAAAGUCUUCUUCAUUUAGGUCUACCUGCCACAUGUGGUAGCAGACAUUCUUGGAGUCUCAAGAAGAACCAUAUACAGGAGGAUGCAGGAGUACAACAUGUCAGUUAGGAGUCUGUAUUCCACCAUGACUGAUGAUGCUCUGGAUAAUGAAGUGAGAGCCAUCAAAUCUAGACUACCUCAUGCUGGAUACCAGAUUGUCAAGGGGUGUCUUGAAGCAGAGGGCCACCAUGUACAAUGGACCAGACUCAAGGCCUCUAUGCAUAGACUUGAUACAGAGGGCAUCUUAUCAAGAAUGACAAGUAUGGGCUGUGUUGUUCGUCGAAAAUACUGUUUUCAAGGCCCACAUUUUCUGCAGCACAUAGACACCAAUCACAAACUCAUUAGAUAUAACAUGGUGAUAUUCGGUGGCAUCGAUGGCUACUCUAGGAAGAUCAUGUACCUCAAUGCUGGAUCCAACAACACAGCAAGCACUGCACUUCAGUAUUUUCUGGAUGGAGUGAGGAGAUUUGGAUGGCCUUACAAGGUAAGAGGUGACCAGGGUGUUGAAAAUGUCAGCAUUGCACAGAUGAUGUUCACUGUGAGAGGCACAGGACAUGGAAGCUUUAUAAGUGGAAAAAGCGUGCACAACCAGAGAAUCGAACGUCUAUGGAGGGACGUUUGGACAGGAGUUACACACAUUUACUAUGACGUAUUACACAACCCGGAGGAAGAUGGAUCCCUCGACAUCUCGGAUAACCUUCAUCUCUUCUGUGCUCAGUACACCUUCCUCCCCCGACUCAAGGCUGAUUUGGCCAAGUUUUCUGCUGGAUGGAAUGAUCAUCCUAUCAGGACAGAGGGCUUCUUCUACUACCAGCUAUGGGAGCUUGGGAUGCUGCAGCACCCCAUCAGAGAGCCUGAGAUGUCUCAGGAAAAUGUGGCAGGUCUCCAAAUUGAGCAUAUUGAUUGGGAGAGCUCAGUGCUCUCUCAUGACAACUCUGCCAACCCAGGUGUUACCGUGCCAGAAAUUGAAUGUCCAUUGAAGACCGAGGACAUUGAAGCUCUAUGUCUUGCCGUUGAUCCCCUUUCUCAUUCAAUUAGUUUUGGAAGAGACAUUUAUUUGACCACGCUUGCACAUGCCUUGUACCUACUUCACCAUCAUUGACAGUCGUGUACCAAUCCGAGAAACUAAUUGAAA
Messenger RNA from Eleginops maclovinus (Patagonian blennie), 1869 nucleotides. RefSeq lists its product as uncharacterized. The transcript has 7 exons. Gene Ontology annotation, molecular function: nucleic acid binding. The record is from RefSeq and is a predicted model, not a curated record. The coding region runs from base 778 to 1836 and encodes 352 amino acids. NCBI's taxonomy places the organism in Eukaryota, Metazoa, Chordata, Actinopteri, Perciformes, Eleginopidae.